AUGCAGCCCCAUCAUCAUCACCAACCACCACCAAACAUCCAACAGCAGCAACCUCCCAUCAACCCAAACAACAACAACAACCAAAAUCAAUAUCAGCAAUCGCCCUAUUUUCGUCCUAACCCCAGCAAUAACAACAUUUAUCAACAAAAAGCAACCACACCUACUUUUAUAAAUAAUACGAACAACAAUCAGCAAAUCCAACCACAACCUCCCUAUUAUCCCUAUCAGCAAACAACAACACCGCAACCGGGAUUUGUUUAUGGACCAUAUCCAGUUCAAGGAAUUGUAACGAAUAAUAAUUACGUUUAUCCGAACAACAAUACCAACUUUACGAAUUAUCCUCCCGUUAUGAUGAUGCAACCACAGCAACCGCAACCACAACAACCAUCACCAAACAAUUACAACAUGAAUCCACCACAAGCACAACAACCAUCAUCAACGACUAGUAGCAGUAGUGGUGGUAGUAGUAGCAGGAGAGUGAUGGCCAAAACAUUGGGAUCCUUUAUUCUAUUAAAAGAAAAGCUCAUUGGUUCGGGAGCCUACGCCGAUGUCUAUGAAGGCUAUCAUAGAGAUACCAAAGAAAAGGUAGCCAUCAAGGUAAUUCAGAGAAACAAACUAAACGAUCGUUUGAUGCGAAAUUUGGAAUCUGAAAUUACCUUGAUGAAGAGAAUUCAGUCCGAUUAUGUGAUCAAAUUGUAUGAAGUUCAUCGCAGCAAAAGACACUACUAUUUGAUUGUUGAAUUGUGUAGUGGUGGAGAACUUGGAAAGCUUCUCAAGAAGGGCAAACUACCCAAGUCGGUCACAACCAUUGAUGGCGGCAUGAAGGAGAGCAUUGCCAAAAAAUUUAUUUAUCACUUGUCGAAAGGAAUGAAACAAAUUUUGGAUCAGAAUUUGAUUCAUAGAGAUUUGAAACCUGCAAACUUGUUAUUGAGUAAGCCAUUCCAAAUACUGGAGCCAAACAAGAGCGAUCUUACCUACAAGGAUGUAGACUUUGGAUUUUUAAAGAUUGCUGAUUUUGGAUUUGCACGUGAGAUUGGACCCAAUGAUUUGGCUCAGACCUUGUGUGGUACUCCGUUGUAUAUGGCACCUGAAAUCUUAUCAUCUCAAAGAUACAAUUACAAGGCCGAUUUAUGGUCACUUGGGGCUAUAAUUUAUGAGCUUUUAUUUGGAAGACCUCCCUACAUGGCUGUCAAUCAAAUGGAUUUAUUGAAUCAAAUUAGAGCUCGUCCACCUCCAUAUCCCAAUAAUCCAACGGUUUAUCCUCCUCUUGUCAUUGACCUUAUUAAGGGAUUAUUGCAAGCCGAUCCCAAUGUUCGGUUCACUUUUGAACAAUUCUACAAUCAUCCCUAUCUGGUAGCUCUCAGAAAGGAGUUUGGAGACAAUGAAGAAUUCAAUUCUCAAACACUUAAUCCAGCUCAAGAAGAAUAUAUUGAAAAUCCAAAUGUUGUUGCCAAUAACAACAUGAUGACAGAUGUUGCACCAUUUUCAAACACAACAAAUGACGACACUUCCAAGUCAGACGAAAAGAAUGAUAUCAAUGAUGACGAAGAUGAAGACAAGCUUGCAACUCCAGCCAACGGUAAAACUGCAGGUGAACCAAUCAGCACAUUAACGGGUACGAAAACAACUGUCGCUCUUGAUUCCAAUGGCAGUAGCGGUAACACAAGCCAAGACAAAAACAUCUCGAGUGACAAUGAACCAACAACAACAAAUAAUGUUAGCGAAAAGGACAAUAACAUGACUGAUCAAGGAGCUAAAGUUUUGAUUAUGGAUAAACAAAUCUCUCCCAAUGAAGCUCUCUACAAUAACGAAUAUCAAUUGGAAAAGGUCAUUGGAUGUAGUAAUGAUAUCUGCUUUCCUUCCAUAAUUUUCGACUUUUCUGCACUUGUUUGUAGUGACAAAUGCUUGCAGAGUCUCAAGACAAUUGAAAAUUUAGCUACAAGAGCUUGGUUCAUUGCAGAAACAGCGUUCAUUAUGGAAAAAACUUCUAAAUAUGCAGAGGCGUACGGUAUUUAUAUCAAGGCAGGAGUUAUACUUCGUCAAGCCUAUGAUACAAUCAAUCAUUUAGAGGAAGAAUCUGAAAGAUCGGGAGCUCUUCGAUCCUUCAUCAAAACGGUGAUGCGUGAUGUUUUUCAACGUGCCCUUGUCAUUGAUCAAGAAAAGUUGAAUAGUAGCAUGUCUAGCUCACAAUCCUCUCAGAACGAAAUUAGCGUCGAUCAAAUUUUGUACAUGUAUGCGAUUCGAAUUGCCCAAGAAGCAGCCUACAAAGAAUAUCUCAACUCCUCGCAAUGUACCAAAGAAUGUCUAGCCAUGUAUAUUAGAGCCAAAUACAUUUUCGAAUAUUUGGUUGAGAUUUCAGAGGAGUAUUCCCAGAAGGUCGAGUUGAGAAAUUUCUUAGAAAAGUUCACGGAGAGAAUUAAUUAUUUAGAGAAGUUGGAUUAA
Naegleria fowleri is the source of this 2442-nucleotide messenger RNA. RefSeq lists its product as uncharacterized. Gene Ontology annotation, molecular function: protein serine/threonine kinase activity; ATP binding. The record is from RefSeq and is a predicted model, not a curated record. Gene Ontology annotation, biological process: autophagy; autophagosome organization; protein autophosphorylation. NCBI's taxonomy places the organism in Eukaryota, Heterolobosea, Eutetramitea, Acrasida, Naegleriidae. The transcript is spliced from 2 exons. Gene Ontology annotation, cellular component: autophagosome; cytoplasm. Bases 1 to 2442 code for a protein of 813 amino acids.